AAUCGAUUUCUGUUUCAUACUGUAAUCACCCCCAAAUACAAACCUUAACCAAAUCAAAUCCCUGGUGGGCUUAUUCCAAGAUCAGCAUCUGAUCAUCAUGUUUUCUUUUCUGCAAAGUGAUGAUCUGGUGUUCCAUGAAGUUGGUCAACAAGAUCUUCCUGUGGAUCUUCAAGAUCAUGUUACCAUGGAGAGGAAUAUAAACUAUCCCGCCAUUAAGACGAGAAAAAGACCCGGAGAUCUGUCGACAUCUAAGCCUAAUCCGGUUCAUGCCGAUAGGGUUGGAGAUGGUAAAGAUGAUGCACAGAGAAAGUUGAUUCACAAAGAACUGGAAAGGCAGCGAAGGAAAGACAUGGCUAAGCUUUGUUCUUCACUUAGAAGUCUACUUCCUCUUGAGUUCAUCAAGGGAAAACGUUCAACAUCAGAUCACAUGCACCAGGCAGUGAACUAUAUCAAACACAUGCAGGAAAAUAUCAAAGUUCAAGGUGCCCAAAGAGAUCAGCUGAUCAAAAAGUUUGCAGGCAUGAGUGCUCGUCAUCUCGGGUCGAUGAACACGAAUGAAAGCUUAACUAAUCUGCUCCCUAAUACGGUCUCCGUAAACCCUUGUAAUGGUGGAAUUGAGAUCUUAAUCAAUAGCUGUUCAAUUCAAGAUGGGUUCUCUCUUUCAGGAGUACUCAAAGCACUUGUUGAAGAAGGUCUUAACAUAAUAAGCUGCACUUCGACUAAAGUAAGCGAACGAUUAUUUCACACCAUCCAAUCCGAGGUGAACAAUGAACCCGCAUGGACCGAUCCCUCCGCGUUGCAACAAAGGUUAACAGCCAUUGCCAAUAACCAUUUGAAUGUCGAUUAAAAGCCCGAAAACCUCAUUAGAUAAGCUGUUAGCAAUUAAUGAGAGCUUGCUCAUAGUAAAGAUGUUGCAACCUGCAGCCAUACUGAUCAUUUAUUUCUAUAUCUUUCGAUGUUUUGAUCUGUUCGAACAAAAAUCUUGUCGAUCGGUUCCAUCGUAACGUAUGCAUGUAUGCUUGUUUUUUGUAAAUAUUCAGAAUAGUUCUA
Messenger RNA from Cynara cardunculus var. scolymus (artichoke), 1050 nucleotides. RefSeq names its product transcription factor bHLH118-like. Gene Ontology annotation, cellular component: RNA polymerase II transcription regulator complex. The record is from RefSeq and is a predicted model, not a curated record. Bases 98 to 847 code for a protein of 249 amino acids. Lineage: Eukaryota; Viridiplantae; Streptophyta; Magnoliopsida; Asterales; Asteraceae. The transcript is spliced from 3 exons. Gene Ontology annotation, biological process: regulation of transcription by RNA polymerase II. Gene Ontology annotation, molecular function: protein dimerization activity; RNA polymerase II transcription regulatory region sequence-specific DNA binding; DNA-binding transcription factor activity, RNA polymerase II-specific.